UUACAAAUUAAAGGUUUGUGACCGUUUAAUACUAAGUGCAAAGAUUUGUUACCAUUUAUGCUAAUUACCCAUUCUCAAAUUACACCUACCCAUUUAACCUUAAACAACUGAAUUAAUUGAUUCAACUCCUUUAGAUAAGUUUGAUGGUCUUGCUCACGUUAUACCUAUCAGCAUGAUCAUAAAACUCACCCAGCGGGCAAAAUGUUAAUUUUGUUAUUUUUUGUAGUUUAUGAGUUUAUUUUGGGGUUAAGUAUUUGAAAAACCAAUAAAUGAAUUAAGUACAUUUAAGUAAAUUUAACUUAGUUAAAAGUGAAUUUUAGAAUGACAAAUAGCAAUACUCAUAGAUUCUGCUGUUAGAUUAUCAAGGACAGACACCGGAAAAAGGGAAUUAGGGCUCAUCGUCUUCGUCUCUUGCGAAUUCCGGCGCAAGCUAGAAUUAAUAAUGAAGGCGCUGAACGAGUCCGAUGCCGAUAGAAUCAGCAGCCUUCCUGACGACGUGAUACAGCGCAUCGUCGCUUUCUUACCCGUAAAAGAUGGAGCGAAAACAGCUACACUGUCGAAACAAUGGCGGCACAACUGGGGAGCAACUGCUAAGCUCGUGUUCAAUGGCGGUUUCUGUCAAAUCUCAGCGGUGGAAGACUAUGUGCUCAAGGCUAGUAAGCUAAUGUCGGAGAUUUACAAAGCUCUGCUCCUUCAUGAAGGACCCAUAACCGAAUUGGUGCUUGAAAUCCCUGGAUUAAGGCCUUGUACUGACAUGGAUCUCAUGAUGCUCUUCGUUUCCAAGAAGAGCGUCCAGAAACUCACCCUUUCCUUCUAUGAGAAGCGAGCACUUGAGGAUAAGAUUUCUUCUGCCUUGUUUACUGCUCGCCAACUGAGCUACCUGAGACUGCGGAACUGUGAAUUCACAGCGCCAUCUUGGUUUCUGGGUUUCAGUAAGCUUGCCCGUCUUGAUUUAUAUGGAGUACAUGUUCCCUCUCCAUCUAAUUUCUGUGAAGAUUUCCUUCCCAAGUGUCCGGUUCUCCAACACUUGAUAUUCGUUAUUCAGGGCUCAGACUCUCGUAAGGCUGAAUUGGUAUCUCCUUGUCUCAAAGUAUUUGAGUCCAAUCUUUGGAAUAUCUGCUUCAAGCACACCCCGUUUCUUUCAACGGUCAGGAUCGAAUUGCUGGAUGUGUACGAGAACGAUAAACUAAGCAAGUAUCGUGCAUAUGACCCAGAUAUUGCAGCUGCAUUCUCUUCUCUCCCUGCAAUCGAGAAGUUAAUUAUCGGCGGACAAUGGAUGGGAUUCCUUGCCUCAGGUAAAGUCCCAUCCAAGCUUCCUACAUAUCUUCAUCAACUGAAAGACCUCGAACUAGGCGACAUCCUAUUGUAUCGUUUGUCGGAAGCACGUGUUCUUAUUUGCCUAAUCGCGAGUUCCCCCAACUUGCGCAAGCUCACCGUUGUGUGUAAUUGUAUCCACGCCAGCCUUCCCAAGAAGAGAACUAUUGACAUCUUGCAGCUGUUGGAAGAACACGACCAUCCUACUGCAAGUUGUUUUCAGUGCCUGGAAGAGAUGAGUAUUUCUGAUGUCCUGGGUAUGCAGGUUGAAUUGAACUUGUUGAGGUUUGUAUUAGCUACCGCCCCACAACUUCGUAGGAUCUUCAUUAAGCCUGAUGGUAAAAUGGACCCUAGAAAGGGCCACAAAUUCUUCAAGGAGGUUACGCGCUUUAAGCGUGUUUCCAGAGAAGCAGAGGUAAUCUAUGUUUCUAAGGAUGAAAACUGAUGCUCGAUCUGUAGCUUUACUCUUCAAGCCUUUUGGCUCAUCUUCUUAGUUCUCUCACUUCAUCGAGGUUUUCUGGUCAGGAAUUUUUUUUUCUGUAAUUGAUGCGAGGUUGUUUGAUCUAAGAUUAGUUUGGUAUAUGGUGGGCUUUUGUUCCCCUCAAGAUGUUGCUUGUUCGUACUACUUUCAGUACACUUAAUAAUCUUGUCAUCUUUGU
Linum trigynum is the source of this 1973-nucleotide messenger RNA. The record is from the annotation of a GenBank genome assembly. Lineage: Eukaryota; Viridiplantae; Streptophyta; Magnoliopsida; Malpighiales; Linaceae.